Pocillopora meandrina is the source of this 6070-nucleotide messenger RNA. Lineage: Eukaryota; Metazoa; Cnidaria; Anthozoa; Scleractinia; Pocilloporidae. The record is from the annotation of a GenBank genome assembly.
GGAAGUGGCCAUGCUUAUGUUUAACGAGCUAUUCAGUAAACCAGACCACACUUUCAGAUGCCAGGUUUGAUCUGUAUAAUUUUAAUUAUCCUUUUUAUUAUCACCAUUAAACCUAUUAUUAUCAUUAUUAUUGUUAUUUUCUUGAUAUCAUUAUAUAUCUCCUCAUGAAUUAAAUAACUGCUCUAUAACAUGGAUUGAAAGCAUUUGGUUUAUUAUCUGCUAUAUAAGUCUAUGGUGAGUAAACUGUGGAUGACUUCCAAUAAAGUAAAGUACUUUGUGCAGGUAUAAUCACAUGAUUCGAAUUGGAGUGUAGUAUAAAUAUACACAUUGAACAUUGAAUUUUCUAAAAUUUACCAGUUCUCAAAAAUUUAUUCCAAAUAGCACAGGAAAAAAAUCAUGUGAUUACUUACCAAUAAUGUAAAUUAAAAAUUGCUGAGUUACCCCAUAAAAGUAGCACAGAGGCAAAGCUCUCAAAUCAUAUGUAAAGCUCAAAAUAAUUUCCAGCUGGUGCUGGUCAAGUUGUUCAGUCAAACCAAUUGUUUGCUGGGACACCAAUGUUUGGCCAGAUAAAUGUCCAUUGUAUCAGAUCUCAAUAAAUCCUUGUUCCUCCCCCCUCUAGUAUAUUUUUCUGGCAUUUUCUCUCCUCUGCUAAUAUUGCACUGUUGACCAUUUUCUCCACUUUACUAAUGUUCUGGUUUGGUAAUAUCUGCCUUUUCCUACAUCUAGGCAGUUUGGAAAGCUGCAAAACUUUAGAAUAAAAGUUCAUCAACAAAUGCUUUUCAUCCAGCCAAUUUAUUCUUGUUUUUCUCAUUACCAUGUUCCCAACAAUGGCAUAGCUCCAUUUUCUACAUAUAAACACACACACACAACCCACAAUUCCUCUACUCACUCUGAUGAAGGGCUACCACUCCAAAUGUCAGCUUUGAAACUCUUAACAGUGGCCAAUUUAUUUUAUCAACUCAGUUGAUAAUAACAAAUUACCUUGCUAUACUCUCCCACUGACACAGCACCACAGUCUUCAGAAACUUACCCUCUAAACCUACUACACCAAACUACACCGAACUACACCUGCUACAAUUACUGCACCAAACUACACUAGACUACACAUACUGCACCAAACUACCCUUACUUCUCAAACUAUUUGAUUUUAUGAUAAAUGUUAUAGUUUUUCCUUAGAUAGUGUAAAACCUUGUUUCAUAUUUGUGAUGGUAAUCAUGGAUCUAGUAUAAUUAUAAUCUGAUCAAGAUUCCUCAAAAAAGAGUUAUGCAAUUUUGGAGUAAAUUAGAUAUAUUCAUCUCAAAGUUUCUAGGAACUACAAAGGUCACAAAUUCACCGCCACAAGUGGAGGCUUUCUUGAAAGAUAUGGUAAUACACCCCUGACAUGUUAAACUGAUUAGCUCUUUGAUUAGUAUUCAACCAACUCGCCCCCAGGGACCAACUUGCUCAUGCAUAAAAUCACUUCAAUAAGCUCAUUACAGAUUUAGACUUGUUUCAGUUUAGUUUUGAUGUUUUUGGCAGCUGGUAAUUACCAUCACAUUCAAACAUUUAGAUGCUAUGGAUGCUUUCCAACACCUUUGGGACACUUAUUACACUGCAGAAUUGUAUAUUUCUUCAGUAGGAAAGCUGUUAUUUUAUUUACAUGUUACACUUUUGUGUUGUUUUGUUUGUUGUGUUACAUAAUUUGGCCAAAGAAUCAAAGCAAUAAUUGUUCGGGGAUUUAGAUCUCAGUAUGUAAGUGUUCAUAUGUAAUGGUAUGCCAGUUGCUGGACACUUUGGUUUGGUAAUAUCUGUGAAUAUUAUUUAUUAAAUGGAUAUGAGAAGGAUCUUUGCCAGAAUAAACACUAUUUCAAGGGAAAUAGAAAAGUAAUUUUACAUGUGGGUGGGUUGGUGUGGGCAAUUAGUUCAUGGGUGAUUUGACUGUUAAUUUCACUCACAUUUUACAAGCUAAUCAAAUUACUGGGUUAGACUGUAACAUGAAUUGUGUUAAAUUUAGUACUUGGAUCAAACUUAAGACCUUAUUAUUUACAGACAGCUGAUGAUCACAUGUUGGAUCCCAAAGCUGUAAUGUUCAACAUGUCAACAUAUUGUUAUACAAGCUAAAUUGUUAAAAAUGGUUUCAUAAUUGAUUCUUUUAUGGGUCGGUCUUUCAAUACUUUUUUGCUCCUAAUCUCUUUAAAGAAUUAUAUCACACACAUGCCCAUCAAUUUUUUCAUGAUAAUUAAUGAUGGUGUGAUGGAAAGACUACAGCUAGCAAGACACAUGUCUAAUUUUACAUUUAUGCACCUGCAACUUUUAAGAAAAGAAUGGUAAUGCCAAUUUUUUAAUAUUUAAUUGCAAUCAGCAUAUCAAGGUUCACCUUGUUCAAAGUUACCUUUAAACUCCCUUCACAUGUUGCUGUUUUGUUAAUAUUCAACAAGUAUUCACAGAAGGUUAGGAGAGUAUCAUUGUACAAUAUUCACUGAGUGUAAGGUGAAUAAUUGUUUUAGUACAAUUGCUUGUAAAUGCAUUUGAAAUCUCUUGUAAAUGUUUGUUUUGAUGUUGAACCCAUUCUGUUUCAAUUGUUUUGAUUACUCAUAUUGAAAUAGAGUCAGUUCCCACUAGGAUUUGAUAGGUUCAUUAAAUUCACUUGGCAAAAACUUCAUGUCUUUAUUUUAAAAAGUGUUACUCCAAACUUGUGCACUUCCUCUGUAACACUGACAAAACCUGAGGCAGCCAUUUUGAAAUUUAGUGCUCCUGCUAUAAUCACCUAAAAGAAGAUAUGAUGCAAUCCUCUACCAAUCAGAGGGUGUACAUCUCUAUAAACACUGGAGCGAUUAUAGUAAUAUUAAUUAUGUUAAGUGUGUGAGGUAACAUUGCUAAACUCAAAACUGCAUUGUAACUGAAGUUUUAAAACACUCAGUGAAGUAUGUUCAGAACCAUCUUAAAUACAUUACAUUGUUGCAGAAUUAAGGUGGCACUGAGACCACAACACACCUGUAUUUUGAACUUUGCAAAAACAAUCAAAUUCAAUAUGUUAAUGUAAACAUUAGGGGCUCACACAUACCUGGGUUUAUGUACCUGUAACAUUUAUGUUUGGGAGCAGAACAUGUGGUUUAUUUAUCAAAUGCAUGAAUAUAAAUUUGGCAAGGGCUGCAAACUUUUCAUGCAUAAAUUAAUCUGUGAUUGCUUAAUGUUGCUGUUAUUGAAAUUCAUCUUUGUAGGCAAGGACGGCAGGUCUUAAGGCAGGAGGGCAGAUGCCAUAUUGUGAACUAUGUAUUUCCAGGACUUGUGUCUGGACAAAGCAAAAGAUAUCCAGAGUAAGAGAACAGAGUUUAGAAUUUAUUUAUCAUAAUAUUGUAUAAAUUUUAUCUAGAGAAUUUAAACCAGUCCUCAAAUCCAAUCUCAAUUUUUUAAAGUCUAUCUACUUUGUCAGAAUUUGUGCUGCAAACUUGCUUAUUUGAAUUAUAUCACACAAUGAUCAGAAGGUCAUAGUUAGGUUCUCUAUAGAGAGGUUCUCUAUAGAGGUGUCCUCUUGGAUAUCUUAGAAAUCAUCUUCUAGAUGUGCUUCAACUUUUUCUUUGGCCAUAUUUUUGUAGGUUAGAGAGUAUAUCCGUCACAUCAGUAGAAUAUCAUUCACUACUCAAGAUCCAGAUGACAAAACAGUAUUUGGCUAUGUGUGCAGACCAGUUAACCCCUUUGAAAACAAUAAUGAGCUUUAUGCUUUUAAGUCCGAAGAAGUAAGUAAAACCAAAAAGGGCCUUGUGAUAACUUAGCUGAAUUAUUAGGAAUUCAUAUAGCCUUUUUAUUUAUGGAUGAGUUUAGACUAGGAAUCUUGUCUUCUUUAAAGAAAAACAAUAUGCAAGACUAGGCUUUGAACUUUGUAGGGGUUCUUUCAUCAGAACCAAUUAAGGUUGCCCGGUGAUUAAGAUGUCAGAUAGAGAGAGCUCAAGUUGUGAAAGCAAAUGGAUUUGUUUCAAGGAUUGCAGAGUGGUAGCAUAUAUAUUAUCUUAGAAUGGAGUCAUGUUUGACAGACAACCCCUUGGAAAUAAGUUUGAUUUGAUCCCUAGGACGUCCCUUGGCGCGGUUCUGUCUCUACAGGAAUUAGUAUUAAUCUGUUUGGUACUGAUGAGUAGCACAGUCACGCCGCCAUUUUGGACUCAAGUGCCUUUGCUAACGAAUAUCUUCGGGAAGGUUUAACCUCUAAAUCUCCCACUUUCCACAAUAUAAGCUUAGUUAUCCUACUUCAUUUUGGUGUAAAGAAAACAAGGUUUGCGACAAAGUGAAAAUUGUAAAAAAUAAAUAUUUCCUGAAAAUGCGUGAAUUUCUGGGUGUAACGCGUAACAUGAAAUGUAUCAGACGGAAGAAAAAAAAUGAAAUAUCUCAAUAUAGAACGCACGUGGGGCCACUAGUUUUUGGCCGUUAGUAGUUUAUGACAAAAGCAACAGGCAGUAUGAUUUGCAACAAGAAUGGUUUAUUCUAACGCAAGUUAUAAACGUCUGUUUUUAUCACUGGACAAUGUAACGCUCGCAACUAUUAAAACAACCAUAGUGUGCAAAACUAGCAAUAAUGAUAAUUUCGACUGUGUAAGCAACAAACUAAUAACAAAAAUGUAAUGGGCAUACAUCAUAAUAUUUACAAACCAACGCUGAAGUUUAAUCGUCAAGUAGAAUGUUUUCCAGAUCAAAAUAAAACGCGCGGAUAUUGAGCUUAAUUCCAUCACAUAUCCACCAGUAGAUCCGUUGUCAGACGCGAUUCUUGUUAAGUUGAGUAAACAAGCUCACCUCUCCUGGAAUGGGCUUGUAUUAAGCUAAAUUUACAGGACGUUUCAACCCAUUUCGUUAGAUCUAACGCUAGAAAUUUAUGUUUGAUCGACGCGGAAACACUUUCCGCCAUUGCUGCCGUGUUCAUGAACCGUAACGAAGGAAAGUGACGAAGGAAUAUGGCGAAAAACACCACCAAAACUUCCACGAAAUCCGCUCCUUCGCAGCUUCUCUUUGAAAGCACAUGGUUCGUUUACACAGACAAUAACAGGGGAGUCCAUACAGAGUUUGCUGGGCAAGAUUAUUGCAUAACAAUGAAAUGUAAAGCGUUUGUACAUGCUGCUACUGUCCGUCACAUUUGCGGUGACCUACCAGUCAGAAAGAGUGGACGAAAGUCUAUUUACAAACUCCCUUUAAAAGAAAAUGAGGAAAUCAUUGCUUCAAUGUGAACUAAUAAUUACAAAACCUCUUUUUUUCCAUUUUUACAUUGAUUUUCUUAAGAUUUUAUGAAAAACCAAAAAUGUGCCACGCCCACAAGGGAUUGUGGGUAAUACCAAAAUUAGUGGUAUUAAUGCAAAAUAAUAAAAAUAUUUACAGAUAUUGAUUACAAUGUACAUUUUGAUCAAAAUUAAAGUCAAAAAGUGAUAAAAAGUGAAAAAAUAAAAAAAUAGUUAUUUUUGAACUAUGUUACAGCAAAUGGCUAUGUGACUGUGCUACUCAUCUUCUCAGGUUGCGUUAAAAUAGCAAAAUAACUCCUUUUCACCGUAGCGGUGAAGGUUUUAAACUUUAAGAAAAAAAGGCCGUGAAUCGACCAGAAUACCUGCAGACACUGUAAUUUCAGAAGUACAAAGAAAUUUUUUAUGACAUCAUUACAUUUGAACCCCAAAAAGUUAUCUUCCUUUGCCAAAGUUCUACGGAAGGAAAGGUAUUCCAUGUGAUACCCAAAUCAGACAGACAUAUUUCAGCAAACGCAUAAACAUUUGAGAAUGAAGGGUUCAUACGUUCUUAGUUACACAUUUCUCUUUGAUGAUUUACGAAUGUAUCGGCCAUUUUUGAAAAUGAAGUUACUAGCCAAUUUGUUUGGUGCAGUUUUACCCCUUGUCUUGGGGGUGAAAUUUUUUUCUUCAGACAAAAACCCUUCAUUUAUUAUACAGAUUACAACUUUAAGACUCUCAAGUGCAUGUCUCGAUGAGUUGCGAGCUUUUAAUGUAUUGCAUAACGUUUUUGCUCUUCAGGCCGAGGUUAUCAUUAAAACCUUGCGGAAAUAUAUAGGACCUACGACUAAUAUCAUGAGAGAGGCGACCAGAUCAUUAGAUGGUAUGUACUACUGA